Messenger RNA from Schistosoma guineensis, 977 nucleotides. NCBI's taxonomy places the organism in Eukaryota, Metazoa, Platyhelminthes, Trematoda, Strigeidida, Schistosomatidae. The record is from the annotation of a GenBank genome assembly.
UGCUGAUGAUAAGAAGUUUAAGACAACUGUAUCCAUGUCUCCUUUAGUUGGGUUAGACAAGCAGAUACAACAUCCAUUACCAGACUUUAAGGAUAGUAGAGUAGCCAAAGAAAUGACUCACCGGAACAUAGAAUGGCACCAUAACACUCCUUACGCAAAUCAUCAUCGAGUAUGGGAAAGAUUAAUAGGAAGCAUACGCAGACUUUUGAGCGCAGUAUCUAUGUCCUACGAGACACUCACCACCUGUUUGACUGAAGCAGAAAGAAUACCUAAUGAUAGACCACUCUUACAGAUGCGAACAAAAUGGACACAAGGAAGACGAGAUUUACAAGUUCUCGGUCCAGUCUUGAUUAUUGAGGACACUUAUGCACGAAAUAACUGGUCUAAACGCCUCGUGGUAAGUUUUGACCCAGGAGGAGAUGGUCUAUGGAACCAAGUGAAGAUCAGAACGUGGAAGGGUACAAUUAUUAGAGAUAUACGUAAAAUUUGUUUAUUAGAAGGGGUGGACGACUGAACAGUAGAGGAUAGAGAGACCUUUCAGAGUGACUGUGGCUAGAGUAAAUUGUACCAUUGUCACCUCUGAACGUUUUACGUUAAUACCUAAUCAGCGAAAGUAAGGAAAGACAUGCUGUCUUUGGGGGGCGGUGUUAAGUUUGUCUUACAUUAUUCCUACAUUUUCCCUUUCUACUCUUUGUAUGUUGUUUUAUACUACUUAUUUACGUUCAGUAGGCAGCUGUAUGCCAAACAAUUUUCACACUUAUGUUGUAUCUCAAGUUGUACUGUAACAUUCUGGAAUGUUCACCUAUAUCCUUAACGUUUAUUUUACUUAUAAUUGUAUUUACCAUUAUAAUCACUGUAAUUUAACUACUGUAACGAUUAUCCACAGUUUUGUACAUUUGUUUGAAUGCAACAGUUUCCAUAUUGUUUUGCUCUUGGUUCGAGUUUCGGUUGUUCAUAAACUGUUACCAAAUUUAGAC